AUGGCAGCAUCUUCAGGGCAGGUGUCCUUCAAAGGCCCCGAUGUCCAGCAGAUAGACGUGCCCACACAGACAGGAUCCCUGGGCAUCCUGGCCGCCCCGUGCCUCCCUGCAGUUCCCGCGGGUCUAGUGGUUGUGAGUGUGCUAAGGACAGCACCACCCCCCCAAAACACCCUGAUCACCAGCGAGGUGAAUGCAGAUUCCUCCGUGCAGCUGCUGGCUGAAGAGGCAGUGACUUCUCACGGGCUGAGCUUGGGGACAGCCAACGUGGACUUGGAGAAUGUCCAGUCUGAACUGGUGGGGGCCAUGGAAGCGGCCUCAAGAGUGGAUAUCCAAAUCCGCAUGGAAGCCAGCAUGGCCUGGUGA
This is a messenger RNA of Talpa occidentalis (Iberian mole), 363 nucleotides long. RefSeq names its product ATP synthase subunit delta, mitochondrial-like. The transcript is spliced from 2 exons. Gene Ontology annotation, biological process: proton motive force-driven ATP synthesis. Gene Ontology annotation, molecular function: proton-transporting ATP synthase activity, rotational mechanism. Lineage: Eukaryota; Metazoa; Chordata; Mammalia; Eulipotyphla; Talpidae. The record is from RefSeq and is a predicted model, not a curated record. The coding region runs from base 1 to 363 and encodes 120 amino acids.